AUGCAGGCCCCGGUGGCGUCAUCGAGGGGUCUGACAAAUCAAGUGGCUUCGUCCCUCGAUGAUGCGCCCCGUCCGCGCCAGAUUCUGCUGCUGCUGCUGCUACUGCUACGGAUACAGAAGAACAGACUCGCAGCUCCCACCCACGCCUCCCGCUUCCCGCGCGAAAAAAUACCUCCCAAACACUGCAUUUGUACAGCGCAAAAGAGGUACCUUUGUUGCCCGCUCGUUACCACAUACAUCCCACCCUCCUUUUAUAAAGCCUAUCGCCGUCCCGCCCCAUCUCGGCGUCGGACUGCCUUCUUCUUGAUCCAAAUGUCCACACGAAUCUUCCGCCCUUUCCAACGCAUCGCGAGAUCUUCAAUCCCAUCUACCUACAGAAACUUCCACGCCUCUUCGCCCAACAUGGUUGUCCACAACGUUACGAGCAAGGCCGAGUUCGACGCUGCCCUCGAGAAGGACAUGGUCCUCGUCGACGCCUUCGCCACCUGGUGCGGUCCCUGCAAGGCCAUCGCCCCCCUCCUUGUCAACCUUUCCAACGAGGAGGCCAACAGCGGUGUCCACUUCGUCAAGAUUGACGUCGACGAGGUCCCCGACGUGAGCCAAGAGCUCGGAAUCCGUGCCAUGCCUACCUUCCUUCUCUUUUGGAAGGGCAAGAAGGUUCAAGAGGUUGUCGGAGCCAACCCUGCUGGCCUCAAGCAGGCCAUUACGAAGUUGGUCGAGGACGACAAGGCUGCGAAAGCCAACGGAGAGAAGCCUCAGGAAUAAGCCACACUACGGCAUGCAACGAAGAGGGAUGUGCUGAGUGAAUGGGUUGAAAAAACAAGGAACCGAGGCGAUAUCAAUACACGCUCCUCGGAGCCUUUGCCGGCGCUAGAUACCACAAUACAUUGUUGAAAGAUCUUACGACCUGUUGUUAAGUUUGAUUGUUCAUGAUUUCGGUAAUGGGGUGGUGGUCAUUUUCAAGUCAAUCCCUACGCACUGUCACGC
Colletotrichum destructivum is the source of this 987-nucleotide messenger RNA. RefSeq names its product Putative Thioredoxin domain-containing protein. Lineage: Eukaryota; Fungi; Ascomycota; Sordariomycetes; Glomerellales; Glomerellaceae. Gene Ontology annotation, cellular component: cytosol. The record is from RefSeq and is a predicted model, not a curated record. The coding region runs from base 1 to 765 and encodes 254 amino acids. Gene Ontology annotation, molecular function: protein-disulfide reductase activity. The transcript has 3 exons.